Molecule: messenger RNA, 624 nt
Organism: Triticum turgidum subsp. durum (durum wheat)
Lineage: Eukaryota; Viridiplantae; Streptophyta; Magnoliopsida; Poales; Poaceae
Source: the annotation of a GenBank genome assembly
AUGGCGUCGCGCAGGCGAAUGCUCCUCAAGGUCAUCAUCCUCGGCGACAGCGGGGUCGGGAAGACGUCGCUGAUGAACCAGUACGUCAACAACAAGUUCAGCAACCAGUACAAGGCCACCAUCGGCGCCGAUUUCCUCACCAAGGAGGUCAAGAUCGACGACCGCCUCUUCACUCUACAGAUAUGGGACACGGCUGGACAGGAACGUUUUCAGAGUCUCGGUGUGGCGUUUUACCGGGGAGCUGACUGUUGUGUUCUUGUAUAUGAUGUCAAUGUUACCAAGUCGUUUGAAAAACUCAACAACUGGCGUGAGGAAUUUCUAAUUCAAGCUAGCCCAUCAGAUCCAGAGAAUUUCCCUUUUGUUUUACUUGGAAACAAGAUUGAUGUUGAUGGUGGUAACAGCAGGACUGUUUCUGAGAAAAAGGCUAAAGCUUGGUGUGCUUCCAAGGGAAACAUCCCUUAUUUUGAGACGUCUGCUAAAGAAGGCUUCAAUGUGGAAGCAGCUUUCGAGUGUAUAGCAAGGAAUGCUAUCAAGAAUGAACCUGAAGAAGAUAUAUAUCUCCCUGAUACAAUCGACAUGGGCGGUGCUGGAAGGCAACAACGCUCGUCAGGCUGUGAAUGCUAG